This is a messenger RNA of Paramisgurnus dabryanus, 1047 nucleotides long. RefSeq names its product peroxiredoxin 2 (gene prdx2). Gene Ontology annotation, biological process: cell redox homeostasis; leukocyte activation; removal of superoxide radicals. Gene Ontology annotation, molecular function: thioredoxin peroxidase activity. Gene Ontology annotation, cellular component: cytosol. NCBI's taxonomy places the organism in Eukaryota, Metazoa, Chordata, Actinopteri, Cypriniformes, Cobitidae. The record is from RefSeq and is a predicted model, not a curated record.
CUUUUUAUAUGCGCGCUGCCGCGCGUGACGUCACGAUGAUCAAACUUCCUGUGCUCGCUAGUAGUCAAGGGAAAGAGAAGUUUCGCCUUGCAGCAGCUCUUCUUCAACACCUAUACAGUAUCAUCCAGUCCUCAACAUGUCUGCUGGAAACGCCAAGAUCGGACAGCCCGCCCCUCAGUUCAAGGCCACAGCUGUGGUUGAUGGACAGUUUAAAGACAUCCAGCUCUCUGACUACAGAGGGAAGUAUGUUGUGUUCUUCUUCUAUCCACUCGACUUCACCUUUGUGUGUCCCACCGAGAUCAUCGCCUUCAGCGAACGGGCCGCCGAGUUCCGUAAAAUCGGCUGUGAGGUCAUCGGUGCCUCCACCGACUCUCAUUUCAGCCAUCUGGCAUGGAUCAACACACCCAGGAAGCAAGGUGGACUUGGCUCAAUGAACAUCCCGCUGGUCGCUGACCUGACUCGGUCCAUCUCCCGUGACUAUGGGGUUUUGAAAGAGGAUGAGGGUAUUGCCUACAGAGGUCUGUUUGUAAUUGACAACAAAGGCAUAUUGAGACAAAUCACGAUUAAUGACCUGCCAGUGGGUCGUUCAGUGGAUGAGACUCUGAGACUGGUGCAGGCCUUCCAGCACACUGACAAAUAUGGUGAAGUUUGUCCCGCUGGAUGGAAACCAGGAAGUGACACUAUAAUCCCUGAUGUGGAGCAGAGCAAGAAAUUCUUCUCCAAGCAGUAACAGUCCUGACGUAUCUCGCUGAUCUCCGCUCAAAUUCAGCAGAGCGCUACAGCACUUACCUUUAGCCUGAGAGUUCUUGAAAAGACGUCUUAGCCAACAUAACAAACUUUUUGUGAUUUAAAUGCACUUGUUAGACAAAUUUUUAUAACCUUUCUGUUAUCCAUUCAACAAUCACUAUGCACUGACAUUGCUAGUACGAUAAGUAUUUGUUAUCUGGUUAACACUGAAGUCAGUUUGAUUUUUUUUUUCUCAAAUUGUUAAACAUUGUGGUGAGUUAUCAGUUUAUGUCAAAUAAACAGGACGUUAUUGCGCUACAA